AUGAACAGACAAGCCUGCAAGGCACCUGGAGGCAGGAGCCAGGGCUUCUCUGGCCACUCGGCUGCGGUCUCUGGUGGCAGUAGGAUGAGCUGUGUGGCCCGCACUGGGGGCUCUGGUGGAGGGGCUUGUGGGUUCCAGAGUGGAGCAGGCAGCUUUGGCAGUUGCAGCCUCUAUAACCUGGGUGGCAGGAAGAGCAUCUCUAUCAGUGUGGCAGCCGGUGGCUCCCAGGCUGGUGGCUUUGGUGGAGGGCACAGCAGCUGUGGCAGUGGCUUCAGGGGUGGCUAUGGAGGUGGCUUUGCGGGUGGCUACAGAGGCAGCUUUGGCAGUAGCUUUGGUGGUAGCAGAGGAAUGGGAAGUGGGUUUGGUGGAGCUGGUGGCUUUGGAGUGGCUGGUGGCUUGGGUGGUCUUGUUGGCUUUGGUGGGCCUGGGGGCUUUGGCCCCGGCUGCUUUCUUGGGGGAAUCCAGGAAGUGACUGUCAAUCAGAGCCUCCUACAUCCCCUCCAUAUGGAGAUUGACCCCCAAAUUGGGCAAGUAAAGGCCCAGGAGCGUGAGCAGAUCAAGAGUCUCAACAAUAAGUUUGCCUCCUUCAUUGAUAAGGUGCGCUUCUUGGAGCAGCAGAACAAAGUCCUGGAGACCAAGUGGGAGCUGCUCCAGCAGCAGACCGUGGGCUCUGGUUCCAUCCCCUACAGCUUGGAGCCUCUCUUUGAAUCUCACAUCAGCUCCCUGUGCAAGCGCCUGGACUCACUUCUGGGGGAGAGAGGGAGUCUGGAGGGAGAGUUGAAGAACAUGCAGGACCUGGUGGAAGACUUCAAAAAGAAGUAUGAAGAUGAGGUCAACAAAUGCACUGUGGCAGAGAAUGAGUUUGUGGGGCUCAAGAAGGAUAUGGAUGCCACUUACAUGAGUAAAGUGGAGCUGCAGGCUAAGGUGGAGAGCCUGACAGAUGAAGUCAACUUCCCGAGGACCCUCUAUGACAUGGAGCUGUCCCAGAUGCAGAGCCAUGUCCGUGACAUGUCUGUGGUAUUGUCCAUGGACAACAACCGUGAUCUGGACCUGGACAGCAUCAUUGCUGAGGUCCGCACCCAGUAUGAGGAGAUUGCCCAGAGAAGCAAGGCUGAAGCUGAGAUGCUGUACCAGACCAAGCUCGGAGAGCUGCAGACUACGGCUGGCAGGCAUGGGGAUGACCUGCGGAGCACCAAGAGAGAGAUCCAGGAGCUCAACAGGGUGAUCCAGAGGCUGCGGGCAGAGAUUGAGAAUGUCAAGAAGCAGAAUGCCAACCUGCAGGCAGCCAUCACAGAAGCUGAGCAACGGGGGGAGAUGGCCCUCAAGGAUGCCAAUGCCAAGCUCCAAGACUUACAGGCUGCACUACAGAAAGCCAAGGAUGACCUGGCCCGGUUAUUAUGUGACUACCAGGAGCUGAUGAAUGUCAAGCUGGCCCUGGAUGUGGAAAUUGCCACCUACCGCAAGCUGCUGGAGGGCGAGGAGUGCAGGAUGUCUGGAGAGUGUCAGAAUGCUGUGAGCAUGUCUGUGGUCAACAAUGUCACCUGCACCAGCAGUAGCUCUAGAAGAAGCCGUGGAGCCUUCAAAGGGGUCAGUGGCAGCAGCAGCAGCAGCAGUGGCUCCAGAGGCAGCAGCAGCAGCAGCAGUGGCAGCAGCUACAGAGCAGGCAGCAGUGGCAGUGGCAGUGGGGGAAGGGGCAACAACAGGGGCUACCAGAGUGCCAGCAGUGGGAGCAGACUUGGCAGUGGAGGCAGCAGCUCUGUGAGCCAGAGUGGAAUAGGCUUCAGCUCUGGUGGCACCCAGAACUCUGUAGGCAGUGGCUACAAGCCUGGCAAUGGAGGCAACAUUGGUGUCCACUUCUCUCAGACAACCAGCUCCAGCCAGCAAUGCUCCAAGUGACCCUUCAGGCCCAAUUUCCAUGCCCGCCUGCUUCUAUCUGUCCCCAACUGCACUUUCCACUCUUUGCUUGGCAUCAAUGGAUGCACAUGGCUCAACUAUGCUUUCCCUCAAGUUUCCUGGUGAAGGGGUUGAACUCCUGGCUCCUCCAUCCAUAAGUCCUCUCCUAGGCCAAGGAGAUCUAGCAACUAGUCUGGGAUGAUAAUGCUCCUGAAAGAUCCCCUGCAGUGGGCCCUGACUUUGGGGGCCCAAGGACCAUCUGAGCCAUCUGGCCUGGCCCACCUCCCUCUCAUGGCUUGGAACUGCGUGGGGAGGCAGUAUGGUGGGGUCAGUGCUGGAGGGGGAAGGUCAAGAUCCCUAAGCUGUUGGUUCUCAGGGGACCCUCCCCGUAUCUAGGUAUCAUAUCCCCACUCACUUCUGUCCUUUUAAUGCCUUGAGCUGUGGAUCCUCUAGUGAUUAGUACAUUGUAUCUUUUUCCCCAAUAAAUUGCAGGUAUGUCAUA
Heterocephalus glaber (naked mole-rat) is the source of this 2395-nucleotide messenger RNA. Its product is annotated as keratin, type II cytoskeletal 2 oral. Lineage: Eukaryota; Metazoa; Chordata; Mammalia; Rodentia; Bathyergidae. Gene Ontology annotation, cellular component: keratin filament. Gene Ontology annotation, biological process: keratinization; intermediate filament organization. The record is from RefSeq and is a predicted model, not a curated record. Gene Ontology annotation, molecular function: structural constituent of skin epidermis.